AUGUCUCACAACGACGACCGCGUGGAGGCGUUCACCAAGACCUUCGAAUCGGCCAUCGAGGCGGCGAUUUCGAAGCAGUUCACCGACCUCGUCUCGGCCGAGUUCCGCCGCAUGAACAACGAUCAGGAAGCCGAAAUUCAGCGACUCGAGGAGAAUUUCCAACAAGAGAAGUCGCGGUUUCUGACUAUUGCCAAGGCCGCCGCCGGCGGCAAAAUUAGCCAGGACAAGCUCGAGGUUCUCGCGGACAGGCUUUUGAGAAGGAAGGAAGGGAGUCGUCGUUGGGUGCUGUUCCAAGGCGGAGGAGGAGGAGGAGGUGAAGGAGGAGGAGGUGGUGGUGGUGGUGGUGCCACCUGGUUCUUCGGUUCCGGCCCCGACCCCGGGGGCCCAAACAAGAGAGCUCAUGUGGGCUUUGCGGCCGAGCGCGCCGGUCAUGCGUUCGGAGACGAAUCCCCCGCGCUGGCAGGCGUUGGUCGUGCCGUGCGCAAGCGGGUCGAGAUCAAGAAUCGCGACGUGUCCGACUGGGAGUCGGAGGGGCAGGACGAUAUUUUUGAGGAUCUGGAACUUGGGAUUGGGUGGAUUGUGUUGAGGUGUGAUUUGGGGGCUGAUGUGGCUCCUGUUAAGUUUACAGAGGAUCCGUUCGCUGUGCCGGGGCGGCUGGCGGAGAGGCAUUUUGAUGGGUUUGAGAAGUGUGUUAAACAUGAUCACCGGCGGGUUUAUACCAAUGAGGAUAGUUUGAGGGAGUUUGGGCAUCGAGGUGAGGGCUUUGGAAGGGGUGGACACGUUCGACGCAUGCUAACAUACUUUUGUGGUGUAGUGGUUGAUGCCGGGGGCUCCGCACCGAGUCUGGAGUGGGUGUUGGCUGCUAACUGA
Podospora anserina S mat+ is the source of this 870-nucleotide messenger RNA. RefSeq lists its product as uncharacterized. The record is from RefSeq and is a predicted model, not a curated record. The coding region runs from base 1 to 870 and encodes 289 amino acids. The transcript is spliced from 2 exons. NCBI's taxonomy places the organism in Eukaryota, Fungi, Ascomycota, Sordariomycetes, Sordariales, Podosporaceae.